Hyaloperonospora brassicae is the source of this 618-nucleotide messenger RNA. The record is from the annotation of a GenBank genome assembly. NCBI's taxonomy places the organism in Eukaryota, Oomycota, Peronosporomycetes, Peronosporales, Peronosporaceae.
AUGCAGAGCUCCAGAGCCGCCGCGCGCUGCGUUGGCCGUGUGCGGAUGGCGCACAUGCGCUCUGCUGCGGCGAGUAGCGCAGACACGACCACGUGCGUGUUGGCGAUCCUGCGGCAGCACAGCGUCUUUCUCCACGGCCUCGACGAUGCCGUCUAUACGUUCCACAGCCCGCUGCUAAACGGUUCGGUGGGCCAACACACACGGCACUCGCUCGACCACCUGCGCAUGCCGCUGGAGCUGCUGACUGCACAGCCAGAAGGUGGCAGCGAGGGGAACGUGGUGCACUACGACGUCCGCGACCGCCACACGCGCGUGGAGAAGGACCGCCACGCAGCCAUCGAGCAGAUCGGGCAGCUGGAGAAGACGCUUCGUGGUGUGCCGCUUGGCAGCUUCACGCAGCCAGUCCAGGCCGCCUUUAUGCUGUCGGCCGAUGGUCGUGAGUUCGCUUUCGAGUCCACCUUUGCUCGCGAGCUCGCGUUUGCCGUGCACCAUUGUAUCCACCACAACGCCAUGUCAAAGGUGCUGCUACGUCAUCACUUUCCACGGCAGUGCGUACCCGAAGGCUUUGGCAUGGCCCCGUCCACGGCCAGCUUUCGUAUUGCGCACCCUCACGAGUAG